AUGUCCUGCGACGACUACGCGGGUGAUUCCGCCUACGGUAUGGUGGAGAACGAAGAAGACAACUACGAUGAGUUCAUGAUCUCCGGCGAUGAAAGCGAGAUGGAGGUGGAAAUGGAAGAAGAGAGCGCAGGCAGUGGACAAGAAGAUUUCGAAUCACAUUCUCCCCAGCCCGAUCCUUUGGAAGAGCUGUACGCUGCCAACUUGGCUCAAGCAACCACUUAUGUGCAGGAGCAGCAACUGCCACGCGCCCUUGAAGUGCUGAAUCGUACUCGUUUGCAGUUCGAGUCGCGCGCAGUUCCCAUCCCGUUGUCGAUUUUCCUCCUGCGAUGUCACUACAAGCUCUGGGAACGAGACCCUCACGAGAAAGGGCUCUUUCAACAAUUUGCAAGCGCCGUAAGUGACCUCAGCUCGUCAAUGCCGGCUCCGUGUGGGACCGAUACCGUGCUGGUAGUGCGCCAAUGCCUCAAUGACCUGGUUCCCAGUGUCGGUUGUGUAGCAGUCAUCGAUCCCAGCUCUAUCGCCAACAAAGAUACGAUCACUUCACGCAAGGUUUGCUUGCAGCAAAUGGCCUCCAUCGGCCAGCAGUGCGACGCCCAUUUGUGGAAAACUCGUCUGCUACAGUACCAAUUGUUAGAAUUGCAACUAACACCUGGCGAUGCAACUGACACGACACAGCAGGGCCUCCUACACGAACUGGAACAAUUAACCUCCCCGCAACUGGACCAUCUAGAUAAUGUCGAAUUCUUACUUUUCUGGUAUUUGCAUCGAUCGCUACAGGACGGAAGCACCUCGGCUCCACACGUUGCGCACGAAAAGCUCCCGGAUUUGCUCACAACCGUUUCAGGGCUUUUGCAAACUUCUUUCUCCCGGCCCUUGCCGCUAUUGGCCACGCUUCAUUUCGGUAACGCCUACAUUCUUCUCGAGCAGAUACAAAGCUCGCACUCGGCGUACCGUCAGUUGUCUUAUUUCAAUGCCGAAAUCUGGGAGUCGUACAAAUGCCUCGAGGAGAUUGGAAACAAGACCAAAUUCCACGAUCUGACGCUUUGCGCAUUCAUAUUGUCCAACAUGCUGCUGAUGGGCCAAAGGACGGACAUGGAAGCCAUUAUCUCGCCAUUUGAGCUGGAACAGCUCAAGGUCUUGGAGUCCCAAUUUUCAAGAGACUUGGAAAAUCUGUACCAAGCGUUUGUGAGCUAUGAUCUUGCCAGCUUCGCACGGGGGCUCCAGUCGAUAGGCAGCUUCAACCACGUCUUGCAACCGUUGGUCGACUCCCUCACUCAUUUGUUGCAAGUGCGCAAGCUAUGGCAUCGCGUGGCCGCUUGCUAUUCCACCAUCUCGAUUGCGGACAUACAAAGUAUGCUAGCUGUAGAUCCUCUGCCUCGUUUGUCUCGAAACUCGAUACUUACGAUCCUUAUGCAGAGCAUCAUGAAUGACACGGCACAAGUCUACUUUAAGUUGGACCUCACCCGAGAUCUCGUGUUCUUCGGAGAGGAAAACCGCAAACCACUCAGCGCCUACACGAAGGACUCCUACUUGGACGCGCGAAACAGCAUCCACAGAGAUGCAGGUGUCUCGUUAAAGCAGUGGGUUGACAACGUUGGCGUUUUCAACAUGGGGCCCCGUCGCUUGAAAAAUUUGACACCCUUGGCUUUUGUGCAAGAGCUUCACAACGCUCGCGAACAAGCUGCUGCGGUAGAUCCAACACUUCAAAGCAGGACCUUGAAGUACACGCAGCUCGCAGAGUACGUGCGUGAUGCCCUACAAUAA
Molecule: messenger RNA, 1764 nt
Organism: Lachancea dasiensis
Lineage: Eukaryota; Fungi; Ascomycota; Saccharomycetes; Saccharomycetales; Saccharomycetaceae
Source: the annotation of a GenBank genome assembly